Messenger RNA from Coffea eugenioides, 1050 nucleotides. Its product is annotated as transcription initiation factor TFIID subunit 14b-like. The transcript has 6 exons. The record is from RefSeq and is a predicted model, not a curated record. Gene Ontology annotation, biological process: regulation of DNA-templated transcription. NCBI's taxonomy places the organism in Eukaryota, Viridiplantae, Streptophyta, Magnoliopsida, Gentianales, Rubiaceae. The coding region runs from base 132 to 959 and encodes 275 amino acids.
CAAGGUCGAACCCUUGCCUCUCCUGUCAAAUCAAUCGUACACCUGGGCGUAGCCGAUUUUUUAUUCUGACCCUAGCCCUUCUCCAAUUCGCCCAGACCGGAUUAAAAGCCUUGAAGAACAGCGUAGAAAGAAUGCCUCAGAGCUCAUCAUCAUCGAAGAAACACGGGACCGAUCAGCCGGACAUUGGUGGGCCCGCCUCCAAAUCACAGAGGACCAAAAUGGUCAAAUCUUCCGAUGAUACUGAAAAAAAGAACUUAGCUAAGAAGCUCAAAGAGCUGGAAAUAAGUGUGCCUAUUGUGUAUGGUAAUAUUGCAUUUUGGCUCGGUAAGAAGGCUAGCGAGUACCAAUCUCACAAGUGGACUGUUUAUGUUCGAGGAGGAACGAAUGAGGAUAUCAGUGUGGUAGUGAAGCGUGUUGUUUUUCAAUUGCAUUCCAGCUUUAAUAAUCCCACAAGGGUUGUUGACGGCCCACCUUUCGAGCUGUCUGAAUCAGGGUGGGGUGAAUUUGAAAUUGUCAUAACCCUUCAUUUCCAUAAUGAUGUUUGCGAGAAGCCGUUGCACUUAUACCAUCAUUUGAAGUUGUAUCCAGAGGACGAUUCUGGUCCAAUGUCCACCAAAAAACCAGUCGUCGUGGAAUCCUAUGAUGAAAUUGUAUUUACUGAGCCUUCAGAAGGUUUUUUCUCUCGCGUGCAGAAUCACCCAGCUGUUGUUGUGCCUAGACUGCCCGCUGGUUUUGCUUUGCCUCCUCCUGUGCCAUUGGAGGAUGCAGAUAAAAGGAGAAGAGGCGACACUAAAGAUCACACCUUAAGUCAGUGGUUCUCAAAUUUCUCAGAGGCUGAUGAACUGUUAAAACUUGCAGCAGCUCGUCAGCAGGUACAAGCUCAUAUUGCAACACUCAGAAGGCAAUUGAGUUUGAUAGAUGGGCAGCACCAACAGCUGAAAUCUGCCUCUGACAUGUAAACCUAUGCCACACUUCUCAUAAUUGUAAUUUUUGCCAUUAUGAAAAUUUGAUAUUUUGUGAUAAUAUGAAUAAUGCUAUGUUUAUAAAUUU